Molecule: messenger RNA, 562 nt
Organism: Mangifera indica (mango)
Lineage: Eukaryota; Viridiplantae; Streptophyta; Magnoliopsida; Sapindales; Anacardiaceae
Product: early nodulin-93-like
Exons: 4
Coding region: 106-429 (107 amino acids)
Source: RefSeq, a predicted model, not a curated record
UGCUCCCUCUUCCCUAUAAAUCUCCAACAAAAUCUCAUGCACUUCAUUCAUUAACUUGCUUACUUGCAUAUCCCAUUUCUAUUUGAUCAAAUUACAUCUCUUACAAUGGCAAAAAAUAUGGUUCAGUCUCCUCUUGAGAGGGCUAGCUUGGCAUCACUUGAUCAAAAGCUAGCCGUGGCAAAGCGUUGCUCUCGUGAAGGUGUAAUUGCGGGAGCCAAGGCAGCUGCUGUCGCCAGCAUUGCCACUGCCAUUCCAACUCUGGCGAGUGUGAGGAUGCUGCCUUGGGCAAAAGCUUAUCUCAACCAUACAGCUCAAGCUCUCAUUGUCUCCACAGUGGCGGGCGCCGCAUACUUCAUAGUUGCUGAUAAGACUAUUCUGGCGACGGCACGCAAGAAUUCUUUCAAGGACUCUAAAGUGGAAGCAUUCUAGCUAGCUAUCCUUCUACUAUGAUCGUGAAUUGCUAUUAAGAUUAUAUGUUUGUCGUGAUUAUAAUCUUUUGAGGAGCAGAUUAGCAUGUAAACUCAUUACCUGUAUAUAAAUAAAAAUGGGUAUAUUAUUCGUA